Spea bombifrons (plains spadefoot toad) is the source of this 515-nucleotide messenger RNA. It is a transcript of the gene MIF, whose product is annotated as macrophage migration inhibitory factor. The coding region runs from base 57 to 404 and encodes 115 amino acids. The transcript is spliced from 3 exons. Gene Ontology annotation, molecular function: cytokine activity; phenylpyruvate tautomerase activity. NCBI's taxonomy places the organism in Eukaryota, Metazoa, Chordata, Amphibia, Anura, Pelobatidae. The record is from RefSeq and is a predicted model, not a curated record.
CCCUCUCAGACACAGUCUCCAUUUUUUUGAGUCCGACUCCCAUCAGCAGAUCCAUCAUGCCUACCUUCGUGAUCAACACCAACAUUUCCCGGGACGCUAUUCCCGAAAACCUCCUUUCUGAAUUGACUCAGCAGCUGGCUAAAGCUACAGGCAAACCGGCCGAGUACAUUGCUGUGCAUAUCCUGCCUGAUCAAAUGAUGAGUUUUGGGGGCUCAACGGACCCCUGUGCUCUCUGUAGCCUGCAUAGUAUUGGCAAGAUUGGGCUGUCACAGAACAAGAGCUACACGAAACUGCUGUCUGAUAUUCUGAGCAAACAGCUCCACAUACCCCCUGACAGGUGUUACAUCAACUUUUAUGAUUUAAAUGCUGCUAACGUGGGUUGGAAUGGCUCUACAUUUGCCUAAUGAUAUCGCCUGCAGCCAUGGGGCCAAGGCUACCAGUCAUCCUUCAAACGUCUUCCCCAGAUCUCACUGUUAAACAUUCCCUCUUCAAUAAAACAUCUAUCUGAAAUGUUA